UAGCCAUUUUAUAAUAUAAAUUUACGACUUUAUAUUAUUAUUCAUUAUACGUACGUAUGAAUUAGUGAAAUAAUAUUAAUUAAGGGGUUCCGGGCCACUAGCUGGCCUCUAUAAAUUAACGGGAAAAAGAGGCUAUAUCCCAUCCAUGCAUGCAAAAAGUAUACCUUACCUUAGCUCUCUCUCUCUCUCUCUCUAGAUCUAUCUCUAAAUUCUAAAAAUGGGUACUUCUGUACCAAUUGAUGAUUCUCUUUCUUCCCAAUGUUUUACACCCAACAGUAUUUGUUAUACUACUAAUAAUAAUAUUAAUGCUGAUGAAAUUCCGACCAUUGACUACUCUGUUCUCUUCUCCAGCGAUCCAAAUAUACAAGCCAAAGCCCUAGAUUAUCUUUCUACUGCCUGCCACAACUAUGGUUUCUUUUACCUGGUAAAUCACGGUGUUCCUGAAUACGUUUUCAAAAGUGUUUUCAAAGCAAUAUCAGAUUACUUUGAACCAACGGUGAUAGAGGAUCGUAUGAAAUACCAGAAGAAGAGUUCCACUGAUAUGAUCCGAUGGGAGUUGCGCUCAUCGGCAGCGGAGAACAGAGAAUAUCUCAAGAUGGUUACGCAUCCCAACUAUCAUUCUCCUUCUAACCAAACCACUUUCAGUGAGACUAUGGAAGAUUAUUACACAAGAAUGAGAGAAGUGGUACAUGGUCUUGGAAAAGCUAUAUCGAAAACACUGGGAAUGGAAGAAUCAUUCAUAGAAAAAGCAUUUAAGUUGGAGUCAGGGUUUGAUGUGUCUGCCAUGAACCUUUACCCACCAAACUUCAAAUCCAAAGGUUCAAUGGGCGUGCCUGAUCAUACUGAUCCAGGAUUUUUCGUCUCCCUAAUCCAAGACAUCAAUGGUGGGCUCCAAAUUCUAUCCCAUCAAGGAAAAUGGAUCGACGUAAACUAUAUGCCUUCCAAUGCUAUUUUGAUCAAUACUGGAGAUCAUCUUGAGAUUCUGAGUAAUGGAAAGUACAAGAGUCAUGUUCAUAGAGUCGUGGUAGACAACAACAAUGUGAAGAGGGUAUCUGUGGCCACACUUCACGGACCAUCGUUGGAUGCGUUUGUGAAGCCAGCGCCUGAGUUCCUGGACGAUGCUCUCCCACCCAACUAUGAUGGAGCCACAUACAAGCACUACUUAGAAGCUAAUGGUCAACACCUAAUUGACGUUCAGUCUAAUAUUCAACAAUUUCGCCACAAUUAAUUUAUAAUAAUCACCAAUGAUUAUAUAUAACUAUAAUUAAUAAAUAAUAAGGGUGAUGUUUUCUGUAGUUGUUAUAUAUUUACUAAAGUGUCGGAUAAUAGUUUGUUAUAAGAUUGUCAAAGGUGAAAUGAGGGUCAUCCCAAUUGAACUAAGUUCGACCAAUCACAUGUACAUGGUUUGGAGUGGCUUGGGAUCAACACUCUUAUCAAAGUUAAUGUACUAUUUUGUUGAUUUGAUUUGUUACCAAUAAUCAAAUUUGUGUUAUAACUAUGUUAUUCUUGAGAAAUGAUAAAAGAAACUAAUAAUGGUAUUUGACACUUUUUUUUAACACGUUAUCGUUUAUAGUGCAAUCAAUACUACAA
Cannabis sativa is the source of this 1590-nucleotide messenger RNA. RefSeq names its product 2-oxoglutarate-dependent dioxygenase 19. The coding region runs from base 218 to 1228 and encodes 336 amino acids. The transcript has 3 exons. Gene Ontology annotation, molecular function: dioxygenase activity. The record is from RefSeq and is a predicted model, not a curated record. NCBI's taxonomy places the organism in Eukaryota, Viridiplantae, Streptophyta, Magnoliopsida, Rosales, Cannabaceae.